AAUAGAAAAGGAAAAAAGAACAACUACUAAAAACGUUGCCAACAUUUGGAUAAACCUGCUUGCAACGCGAUUUUUUUCUGAAAAAUGUGCUUUGAACAAAGAAGAAUGGCUGACUCGAAUUCUAUUUCUGAUUCACCCCCAACUAAUGCUCAAGAUGUUCGGUGUCGCUGUGUCAGUUGUUGUGAACUGUAUCAUUGGUGCUGUUGUGUACACCCCUAAGCUGCCCACGGGGAAGGUGUGGAUGCGACGAACACACCCUGGCAAGACAGCUGAACAAAUUGGACAGGACAGUGCUAUACCCAUGGGACUCAGCGUUGUGGCAACGGCCACCAUGAGCCUUCUUUUGCGCUUUAUUUUGAUAGAUUUUUUCAAAGUGAAGGUGGCCCUGGAUGCUGUUAAGUUUGCAGUUGGUCUCUCCUGCCUGGUGACUUUACUAGAGGUUCCCCAUACCCUGUUUUCAAAACGAUCUGUUGAUGCUUUCAUCGUCGACCAGCUACACAACAUUGCCACUAUGACCGCAGCUGCUGCCUGCAUUUUUUACUUUGGAUAAUGCCUUCUUUGCAAAGAUCUGUUCUAAAUAUUUUUACUCCAUGUUUACCGGUAUUCUGGAAUAGUUAUUCCUGUUAUCUGCUUUUUUGGCCUUGUAACUUAUCCUGUCUCUGCAUAAGUGUGUCUCUACAGUCUGUCAUAUUUGCUACCUUGUAUUAUGCUAUAACAUGUUCUUCCACUUUCCUAAUAAUGUUAUAGACUUGCCAGUAGGGAUUUUUACUGAAGUUUCUUUGCGGUAUUUUUACUCAGGUCAUUGAUGUCUUUGAGACAACACUGCCACACUAUUCUUUUUAUGUAAUAUAUGGAUCAAAACAUGUUAGUUUUACCGUUUUAAAGUGUCUUUACCUAUUUGAAUGCAAUGUUAACUUUCCUGUUAUAUUUUUUCCCGAGCUAAGUGUGGGGGUCUAUUCACUGUGCAUGGCGCAGUGAUUCAGCUCUUGAUCUUGUAUUUCAGAACUUUAGAAUUCAGCCAUUGCUUGGAAUUUCACUGUACUCUUUUUUAAAGGAAGUUCUGUGAGACUUUCUGAAACUGACUCUUUCUUUUAUCAGAGAUGGAUGUUGAAAAAACAUAGGUGUUGCCUCUUACGUGUUAGCUGUUUGUGAAGGAAGGAACUUUUAGAAAGUCAACAUCAAAUCCAUAGAUCAAAGAGUUUCCACUUUUUUCUCCUUUAACAUUAGAAAAAGAUUUAGUACACUGAAGCUGUGAAAUUCGAAGUGAUGUUUAAUUUCAAUAUGUUUAGUUCGAUUUAAGUGAAGUUUAAAAAAAAAAUAAUUUUGUGACUUUCAUUUUGCCUUCUAUUUAUAUCUGUGAGGGAACUUAGUUUUAAUUUGAAUGCAAUUUCAUAAGCCCACGAUUUAUUCCUCUUGGUAAACAGUAGUAUUUGCUCAGGAAUGUAUAUAGACAUUUUUAAAAAUAACAUCCCCCCCCCCCCAAAAAAAAAA
Molecule: messenger RNA, 1491 nt
Organism: Aplysia californica (California sea hare)
Lineage: Eukaryota; Metazoa; Mollusca; Gastropoda; Aplysiida; Aplysiidae
Exons: 3
Coding region: 146-550 (134 amino acids)
Source: RefSeq, a predicted model, not a curated record